Seriola dumerili (greater amberjack) is the source of this 1658-nucleotide messenger RNA. Its product is annotated as GDP-L-fucose synthase-like. Gene Ontology annotation, molecular function: GDP-L-fucose synthase activity. The transcript is spliced from 10 exons. Bases 73 to 1050 code for a protein of 325 amino acids. Gene Ontology annotation, biological process: nucleotide-sugar biosynthetic process. The record is from RefSeq and is a predicted model, not a curated record. Lineage: Eukaryota; Metazoa; Chordata; Actinopteri; Carangiformes; Carangidae.
AAGAUUUGAUGUACUUUGACAGCGGCUUGUCUCCUGUCUCUGCCUACGGUCUCUGCACUUUACAGCUACCUGAUGAAUGGUCAGGGCAAUCACACCACUCCAAUGAGGGUGUUGGUGACAGGAGGGUCUGGCUUGGUGGGCAGGGCCAUACAGCAUGUGGUCAAAGAGGAGAGGGGAGCCAAGGAUGGGGAAGAAUGGAUAUUCCUCUCCUCGAAAGAUGCCAACCUCAUGAACAUGGAGGAGACACGGGCAGUAUUUGAGAAACAUCGGCCAACUCAUGUCAUCCAUCUGGCUGCUAUGGUUGGAGGGCUUUUCAAGAAUAUGAAGUACAACCUGGAUUUUUGGAGGAACAAUAUCUACAUCAAUGACAACGUGCUGCAGGCAGCACAUGAAGUGGGUGCCGUGAAGGUGGUGUCAUGCCUGUCCACCUGCAUCUUUCCAGAUAAGACCACCUAUCCUAUCGACGAGACCAUGAUCCAUAAUGGUCCACCUCAUGAGUCAAACUUUGGCUAUGCCUACGCAAAGAGAAUGAUUGAUGUUCACAACAGGGCGUAUCUCCAGCAGCACGGGCGCUGUUAUACAGCUGUGAUUCCCACCAAUGUGUUUGGUCCUCAUGACAACUUCAGCAUUGAGGAUGGUCACGUGCUGCCAGGCCUCAUCCACAAAGCUUACAUCGCUCAAAAGGAAGGGAAGCCCUUGGUGGUCUGGGGCUCUGGCACUCCCAGAAGGCAGUUCAUUUACUCUUUGGACUUGGCUCGUCUCUUCCUGUGGGUGCUGAGAGAGUAUCCAGAGGUUGAUCCAAUCAUUCUCUCUGUUGGAGAGGAAGACGAAGUGUCCAUCAAAGAAGCAGCAGAAGCAGUUGUCCAGGCUUUGGGCUUCAAUGGAGAAGUUGUAUAUGAUACCAGUAAAGCAGAUGGCCAAUUCAAAAAGACGGCCAGCAAUGCAAAGCUGUGCCACUACCUGCCAGACUUCACCUUCACGCCCUUCAAACAAGCUUUAAAGGAAACCUGUGAUUGGUUUGUUGCCAAUUAUGACACCGCACGCAAGUGAAAACGCACAACUCACUGCUUCAAGUCGGCACAAAGUCUACUGAUGGAAGAGAAGAUGAAUAGGGGAGAUCAUGGUGAUGCCAGAGAGAGAGUGGGCGAGAGUGGGCUAGAAGAAAACAGGGUGUUCUGUUACUCCGGUCUUUGCACUCAGUGAGCUGGACUUGGUGUCGCACCUUAAACCCAUGUCUGCAGCACCAUACCGUUUUAUGUUGCUGCAGACUUUUUUCUCUUUAGGUAUAAUAAGCAUUUUCCUGUACUUGUAGGCAUCAUAUUCUACUACCUGUAUGUAGAAUUUCCAGAGUCUUAUACACUAUGGUAGUGUUAAUCAUUUUGUUAAUUGGCUGCUUCAAUCUUGGAAUCCAGGUGCUGGUGCUAAUUUCAGUAACUGUCUAAUUUAGUGUAAACCUUUUUCAGCAAUACAAAUUGUAUUACUGAAUUACUUUUAUUAUUGAGGGGUUUUGCAUUUUGGAAGUUAAACGACUCUGCCUUGAUUCACUUUAUUUAAAUGUCCACGAUGGCGGUUAUGGUGUGUGCUGUUUAAUUGGUGACUAGGUUUUUUUAUUCAGUAUGCUGGCACUGAACGAAAUAAAUAUUUUAUACCGUUUUUGA